CGCCAUUCCUUUGUUAACCCUCUUUUUUCCUUUCCCUUCUCUCCGUUUUCUUAAAUCUGUCAUCCUUCUUUCUUUGCUGAAACCUUUAUUUACUCCUCUAGAAUCUAAAAUGGAAAACGGGAAUCAGUUCCAGGAAGUUUCAAAGGCCAAAUAUGAUUGUCUUUUGUUUGAUCUUGAUGAUACUCUUUAUCCUUUUAGUUCUGGAUUAUCAGCGCAUGUGACAAAAAAUAUUCAAGAUUACAUGCUUCAAACACUUGACAUAGAGGAUGCUAAAGUUCCUGAAUUAUGCUAUUCACUAUACAAGGUUUAUGGGACAACAAUGGCUGGUCUCAGGGCAAUUGGAUAUGACUUUGACUAUGAUGACUUUCAUGGCUUUGUUCAUGGGAGAUUGCCAUAUAAUUUGCUGAAACCUGACCCUAUUAUUAAGGGAAUUUUGCUAAGCUUGCCUAUCAGAAAAGUUGUUUUCACAAACUCAGAUGAGGCACAUGCAGGUAGAGUACUUCAAAGGCUUGGACUGGAGGAUUGCUUUGAAAGGAUCAUAAGCUUUGAAACAUUAAACCCAUUCAACAAGUUGAAUGAUCCUGAGAACAAACUUGACAAUGGAAGUAGAGCAAUUAGCACAGGAAUAUUUGAUUUUUAUGAGUACUUGAGUAAGCCUGAUUCUGAUGUUGUGCUUCCAAGGACCCCAGUAGUCUGCAAACCUUUUCAAGAUUCAUUUGAAAAGGUUUUCAGUUUGGCAAACAUUCACCCUCAAAGAACAUUGUUCUUUGAUGACAGUAUCCGCAAUUUAGCCACGGGCAAAUCAUUGGGCCUUCACACUGUAGUGGUGGGUACUUCUGUUAGAACCGCAGGAGUGGAUCAUGCAUUAGAGAGUAUACAUAAUAUGAAGGAAGCAUUUCCAGAACUGUGGGAAGCUGCUGAGAAAUCUGAAAGGGUCAAGUAUUCUAGGAAGGUUUCAAUUGAAACAUCUGUCAUAGCUUAAGCUUAUUAUACAUCUACUUUGUUAACCAUCCAAUAAUGUCAUUGUUAUUGGAAAGAAUGAGAUUAUGAUUAUAUAAGUGAGUUUUUAUUAGCAACUUGUUAUUUCCUUUUGUAAAGACAAAGCCAAAUACUUCUGUGGCACAAAAUAUUAAGUAAUGAGAAGAAAUUGAGAAAAUAAUUGGCUAAU
Arachis stenosperma is the source of this 1168-nucleotide messenger RNA. RefSeq lists its product as uncharacterized. The transcript is spliced from 9 exons. The record is from RefSeq and is a predicted model, not a curated record. Bases 110 to 982 code for a protein of 290 amino acids. NCBI's taxonomy places the organism in Eukaryota, Viridiplantae, Streptophyta, Magnoliopsida, Fabales, Fabaceae.